Messenger RNA from Necator americanus (New World hookworm), 438 nucleotides. RefSeq lists its product as uncharacterized. NCBI's taxonomy places the organism in Eukaryota, Metazoa, Nematoda, Chromadorea, Rhabditida, Ancylostomatidae. The coding region runs from base 1 to 438 and encodes 145 amino acids. The transcript is spliced from 5 exons. The record is from RefSeq and is a predicted model, not a curated record.
AUGUUCGUGAAGGAGGUGAUUGCCAUCAAAGAUCAUAUCAUCGGUGCUGAAGGAUGGGUAAAUCCAGCACACAGAAGGAGGUGGAUAGGAAUGGGCACUGUAGUUCUCCUGCGAUCUGGUCUGCAACACCUCGAGAACAUCGAGAAGAAACUUGUGGAGAAAUUGGAAGAGAUCGGACCACAAAACGUUGCAGAAGUGGUGUUUACCGUAGGAAGGUCUACACAAGGGCUCUAUCUUCGUAUAGAAUUUCUUCAACCUAAUUCUCAAAUAAGCGAUUCCUCUAAGGUUGAAACAACCAAAACAAGGGAGAUUGGUGUCUCGUGCGUCGGAGAAUACGCGGAAGUGGAUUUGAUUCCAAUUACAUUGGAAAUUUCAUUUAAAGCACAAGGCGACAAGUGCGAUGCCAGUGUACAGACAGGAACACCGCUACAAUUUUAA